AUGGCAGUUCCCAAGUAUAUUGAUCAUUUCCAUCCUCCCUCUUUUAGCAACAGAUCAACCCCUAACAAUCAUGACCGGAUACAACGCCUGAGACAAGAGUUUCAGCAAGCAAAGCAAGAUGAGGACGUGGAAGACAGGAGACGUACUUACAGUUUUGAGCAGCCAUGGCCAAGCACCAAGACGUACUCACAGAGUGGCAGACACUCCGUGUCAGUAGAGGUUCAAAUGCAGCGGCAGCGGCAAGAAGAAAGAGAGAGUUUCCAGCAAGCUCAGCGGCAGUACAGCUCAUUACCCAGGCAAAGCAGAAAAAACGCCAGUUCUGUAUCGCAAGACUCCUGGGAACAGAGCUAUUCCCCUGGUGAAGGGUUCCAGACUGCGAAGGAAAAUCCCAGAUAUUCCAGCUACCAGGGAUCGAGGAAUGGCUAUAUGGGAGGACAUGGCUUCAAUGCCAGGGUAAUGCUAGAAACACAAGAACUGCUCCGUCAAGAGCAGAGGCGGAAAGAACAACAAUUGAAAAAAAAAACUUCUUCUGAAGGACCUAGCAACUAUGACUCAUAUAAGAAAAUUCAGGACCCUAAUUAUACCCCUCCUAAAGGUCCUUUCAGGCAAGAUGUACCGCCUUCACCAUCUCAGGUAGCGAGGCUGAACAGAUUGCAAACGCCAGAAAAGGGAAGACCGUUUUAUUCUUGAGGUGAAGAAAAUGAAGAUCAACUUACCAUGCAAUAAGGAACAUUUUCAUAUAAAGACU
Messenger RNA from Phaethon lepturus (White-tailed tropicbird), 748 nucleotides. RefSeq names its product partitioning defective 3 homolog. The record is from RefSeq and is a predicted model, not a curated record. Gene Ontology annotation, cellular component: cell cortex; adherens junction; apical plasma membrane. The transcript has 3 exons. The coding region runs from base 1 to 690 and encodes 229 amino acids. NCBI's taxonomy places the organism in Eukaryota, Metazoa, Chordata, Aves, Phaethontiformes, Phaethontidae. Gene Ontology annotation, biological process: establishment or maintenance of epithelial cell apical/basal polarity; intracellular protein localization; establishment of cell polarity. Gene Ontology annotation, molecular function: phosphatidylinositol binding.